CACCCACCCACACACACACACACACACACGGUGAGCCACGAUGAACACCAGGCUGUCCUUACUCAUGGUGUUUCUAAAGUCAUUAUUGCCCGCGCCCGGAGUCUCCCUCAGCCCAGGCCUGGACCCACGCUGCCCCGCCCAUACUACCAUCUCGGAGGAUGAUGAAUGGGCGAACAUUGGCACACUGCAAAAUCUGAAACUCGGCUGGGGCAUGGUCUUGUUCGUGCACCCCGAUCCUGGCUUCAAGGGGGUUAGGCUCGUGGCGGCGGGAGAUGGCUGGCAGCAGGACGCCUGGUUCACGCUGGACAACACUUGCUUCCCUCUGGACGCACGGUGGUGGAGGUUGUGGGGAGGUGUAUGGGGAAGGAGGAACGAUGACAACAACAAUGAUGGCUUUCUUGACUUUGGUGUACAGACUGGUGAUUGUGAUCUUGGGUGCCGCAGAGCAGGCCACUUCCUUAAUGCCAUGAAUGUUACUGUUGUGGCUCACGGGCCCUCAAGGUGGAUAUUAUCGUACCCGCAGCAAUGCACUGUAGAAGAAUACAAAAAAGACAGAUACUCAUGGAUAAACUGCACCUCCCACCCCACCACCACCACCACCACCACCCCUACAACCACCACCACCACCACUACCACCACCACCAUCGCCAUCAUAGUCGUGCCGGUGACGAUUGGUGUUGCUGUUGUUGUUGUUCUGCUAGUGGUGCUGACGAAGUGUUACUUGCAGCGAAUGGUAAAUUCAGAUGUGAGGAUGCGAUUCCAAAACGUCUCGGCGUCCGCCAGCGAGAGCGUCGUGGUCGAGAACAGCCUGUACGAGACCUUGGACAACACCCGCGGGACCGAGGUGGUCGAGAACAGCCUGUACGAGACCUUGGACAACACCCGCGGGACCGAGGUGGUCGAGAACAGCCUGUACGAGCCCUUUGAAAACGUGAGGAAGCCGCGGUAAGGGAGAAGGAAAUGGAAGAGGGAGAUGAGGAGCAAGCGUGAAAACAUGGCAGCAAAAGCCUGUCGGUUCAUCACGAGGCUGCCUGCUAUUUUUUUUUUCUACGUUGAGGCCUAUUGCGCCGGUAGGCUUCUUCCCGGUGGAUCCUGAUGGUCGGUCCAAGGCUUCUUCCCGGUGGGUCCUGAUGGUCGGCCCAGCCCGUUUUGGCGCAGGCGUGUGUUUAUAGUGGCGCCAUCUUGCAUUGGCUCAUGCUGCCGUCCCGGAGCUCAUCUUUAAUCCUAGAAUCUAGAGUCCGGGUUGAUAGGUGGUCUUCUGGACAGCAUGUGGGUAGUUUUAAGCCACUCAGCGGCGGCUGAAAAAUCCCAGUUUGGUGGCACCUGGCGGGGAUUGACCUCGCGUCCUCCUGAACGCGGGGCCGUCUUGCUAUCCAUUCAGCCACUGCCUACCUUUAGCGACAGUGUUAAUCAGCUCGUCACCACUUGAGUGACCUGCGGCUAUGGGGUGGGCGUGGCGAUGCACCCCCGGUGUAUGUCCCUGCUGAUUGGCUGAUUGGUGCAUCGUUUGAAGAAAGGGGAGGAGGACGAAGAAGAAGAAGAAGAAGAAGAAAAAGAAAAAGAAAAAGAAAAAGAAAAAGAAGAAGAAGAAGAAGAAGAAGAAGAAGAAGAAGAAGAAGAAGAAGAAGAAGAAGAAGAAAAGCCUAAGUAGCAACAGUGCUGUGUGUUCAGUCUUGUCAGACAAGUGUGGUCAGUACACUCAGUGGGUUCAAAAUCCAUAACGGGCGUAUUAAACAACGGAAGAUGAGGGUUUGGCCGGCAUUAUAACAGCCAAUGAUAUAGUUCAUGAAAUGGCCUGUACUGCACAGGGUUGGGUCCGAAUACAUGGACUUGGACUUGGCCUUGGACUUUUGUGCUUGUGCUUGGAGUAUGAAAAAUCAAUUGUACUUGUACUUAGACCCGAAGUAUUUGAAAAGUACCAAGUACAUUCAAAUACAAACAAGUACAUUGUAUUUAAUCAAAAGUUAUACCGUACUGUAUAUAGAUUCUCGUGCAUUUUGGGAUGACACUGCUGGGUAAAUACGUACAUUGAGUGUUUAUGAUAUUGCAGUGCAAUAAUAAUAUUGCUAUGGCUCAUUAAUGUGUAUAUACAAAAACUACUAACUUCGUAAAUCUCGUGCUUUACGAACCUGUGGCAGGAACCCUUUUAUCACAUCAAGUACUUGUACUUAAGUACAAUGACGUGUACUUGGACUUGGCCUUAGUACAUAGCAAAGUGACUGUACUUGUACUUGAAAAAUAUCCAGGUACUUGGACUUGGACUUAAGUCUUAAGUAUUAAAACUUAAGUCGCCUGUACUUGGACCCAACCCAAGGUAUUACACAUGUAUUAUAUAUGAAUAUUCUUUGACGUCAAUAUAUGAAUAUGAUGCCGUAUGACAGGAAUGUGACUAUGUGGUACGAUAAUGUAUGUGGUAUGAUUAAGUAACUAAGAAUAUAAUAUUAAUAUGAUGUGAUUCAUAUAUAAUAUGAGUAAGAAAUGAAUAUGACUAGCCACCCUAUGACUGGGAUGUGAUAGGCUGUUAUCAAUAUGAAUGUGAUGUGAUUAUAUAAGAACAUAAGAACAUAAGAACGUAGGAGUCUGCAAGAGGCCGGUAGGCCUGUACAAGGCAGCUCCUUUGAACCUAAGCUCUCGUGUAUCUAACCCCACCUAAUAUCGCUGUCCGUGAAUUUAUCUAAUCUAUUUUUUAAUGUGACAAUUCUAUUGGCACUCACCACAUGACUGCUAAGCCUAUUCCACUCAUUCACCACUCUGUUAGUAAAUCAAUUUUUGCCUAUGUCCCUGUUGAAUCUGAAUUUAUCCAGUUUAAACCCGUUACUUCGUGUCCUACCCGAUUCUCAUACCAACAAAACUUUAUGAAUAUUCUUCUUAUUAAAGCCCUUCAUCCAUUUAUAAACCUCGAUCAUGUCUCCACGCACCCUUCGCCUUUCUAAAGAAUGCAAGUUUAACUGUUUGAGUCUUUCCUCGUAUGGCAAGUUUCUCAACCCCUGAAUCAUCUUAGUCAUCCUCCUCUGCACCGAUUCUAACAUUUUGAUAUCCAUUCUAUAGUAAGGUGACCAGAACUGAACCGCAUAGUCAAGAUGAGGUCUAACUAAUGCUAAAUAUAGUUUGAGGAAGACUUCGGCGCUUCUGUUGCUUACGCUCCUUGAAAUAAAUCCCAGUACCCUAUUUGCUCGAUUUCUAGUUUGAAUGCAUUGUGCCCUUGGACGGAGAUCAUAGCUCACUAAGACCCCUAAAUCUCUCUCGCACCCAAACCUGCUU
This is a messenger RNA of Eriocheir sinensis (Chinese mitten crab), 3261 nucleotides long. RefSeq lists its product as uncharacterized. Bases 41 to 949 code for a protein of 302 amino acids. The transcript has 2 exons. Lineage: Eukaryota; Metazoa; Arthropoda; Malacostraca; Decapoda; Varunidae. The record is from RefSeq and is a predicted model, not a curated record.